UGUUUGCUUUUGUGGUCCUUUCAUUGUCAGAAACCCCCUUUUUACCCGAAUGUGUAUCUUUGCAGGUGUGGUAAGAAAUAUCCGAUCCCUGGACAUGAUCUGCAAGGAGCGUGUGACCCAGAAAGCACUUCGCCUUGCUGUAAUCACGUCACUGGUUACUGUGGCAACAAGACAGAAGACUGCAAUUGUUCCCAAUGCACCGACUUCAGAAAAUAUAAUUCUGCUGAGAUCUCAGAAUGGGUUCCAAGUGACACCUGCUGUAGAGUAAAAAAUUUCACCAAAGAUAUGGCAUGCAGUUUUCUAAACAAGCAUUCCAUCAACAUAGCUUUUAUUGGUGACUCUGUUAUAAGACAGUUAUCAAGAACAAUGUUUCUGCUCUUAAGUGGAAAUCUACAUUCAGGGGCAAUGCCUGGCAAAGCAACGGACGAAGAGCGAGCGUUUUGUUAUGCGGAUCACCAAAUAGCUAUCAAAAAAUGCAACUUGGAAAUCGUAGCACACAAAUUAGAGGAGCUGCCACCAAGGUCCAUUUGCAACGGCAAGGUGAACUUCAAUCUUGAUUUGGUUGAAAAUUACAAGAAAUAUUUACAAGAUAAGGAUAUGGAGCAAAUACGAAAGUAUCUCAAAAGGGAAGACUCGUACGUUGUGCUUGCAGUGGGGCUUCAUUAUCGGCUUGAUCUUAACAAAGUUAUCGAUCUCUACGUAAAGAAAGUUCUGGACGUUAUAGAAACGGAGGGAAAUGGUUGGCCUAAAGUUAUAUGGAUGGGAAUACAUGCUGUUCCAGAUUUCUUGCUGAUGAAUCCUCUCUUUCAUAAUGCUGGUAUAUUAGAAUUCAAUAAUAAAAUACACAACUAUUUAAUGAGAAGAGGUGUUGCAGUCAUAGAUACAUUUAACAUGAGCAAAAGCCUCUUUAGCUAUGACGGGCUCCAUUACGGGAUCGGACUAAACUUUCUCAAAAUACAAAUCUUACUCAAUUACUUAGAAGAGAAGUAUGAAAGAUGUGAUAUCUAUUAAGAUGCAAAUGUAUGACCUCGUUUUUCACGAGAUCGUUAUUUUUUAACCGGUAUAUGGUAUAUGAAAUUGUAGUGCAAAUUUCAAAAUUGAAGACUUACCUAGACUUAAUCAACAAAUUACGCUUUUGAUUUGAAUCAACAGACAAUUAAUCCGAUGUAGCGAUCGGAAAGCGAGGCACUAGCAAAACAGAGGCCCUUAGAAGUAAGUCUUGCCAUAGCAGCA
Rhopilema esculentum is the source of this 1233-nucleotide messenger RNA. Lineage: Eukaryota; Metazoa; Cnidaria; Scyphozoa; Rhizostomeae; Rhizostomatidae. The record is from RefSeq and is a predicted model, not a curated record.